AUGAGAGUCGACAUUCCCUUUCUGCUUGCCUUGGCCUGGCUGGUCGUUUAUGGCACUGCCAUCCCUUCUCGAGCCCCAGCUCAUCCUCAGAGCUACAAGUCGGUUGCCUAUUUCGUGAACUGGGCGAUCUAUGCUAGAAACCACAACCCCCAGGACAUCCCAGCCGAGAAUCUCAGCCACGUUCUUUACGCCUUCGCCAAUAUUCGCUCCGACGGAGAGGUCUAUCUCACCGAUUCCUGGUCUGAUGUUCAGAAGCACUACCCCGGAGACUCGUGGAACGAUGUCGGAAACAACGCCUACGGAUGCAUCAAGCAGCUCUAUCUCUUAAAGAAGAAGAACCGCAGGAUGAAGGCCAUGCUUUCGAUUGGAGGGUGGACAUACUCGAGCAACUUCGCCACACCGGCCAGCUCUGAUCAAGGGCGAAAGAGAUUUGCGUCGACUGCAGUCAAGCUCAUGGGGGAUUUAGGUUUCGAUGGGCUGGAUAUUGAUUGGGAGUAUCCUGCAAGUGAUUCUCAGGCCAAUGAUAUGGUUUCACUCCUGCAUGAACUUCGCUUGGAACUCGACAAGUAUGGACGUGAGCACGCCAAAGGAAAACACUUUCUGCUGAGCGUCGCCUCCCCCGCUGGUCCAUCGAACUAUAACGUCCUCCACCUCGCCAGCAUGGACGUCCAGCUCGAUUUCUGGAACCUGAUGUCCUACGACUACGCCGGCAGCUGGGAUACCGUUGCUGGACAUGCUUCCAGUCUGUACCCUUCCGUCAACAAUCCGGCCUCUACUCCCUUUAACACGGACCAAGCUAUAACCGCGUACAUCGCCGCCGGAGUCCCCUCCUACAAGAUCAACCUCGGUAUGCCAAUUUACGGCCGUUCAUUUGCCAACACCGAUGGACCCGGCAAGCCCUUCAGUGGAGUCGGAGGCGGCAGCUAUGAGAACGGCGUCUGGGACUACAAAGCGCUCCCACAGCCGGGGGCCAGUGUGACCGAGCUCAACGAUAUUGGGGCGGGUUUCUCCUAUGAUGCUGCACGAAAGACCAUGAUCAGCUACGACACGCCCAGCAUCGUGAAGAUGAAAACCGAGUACAUCAAAAAUAAGUGCCUGGGCGGCGGAAUGUUCUGGGAAACUUCAGGAGAUAAGAAAGGACAGGAGAGCUUGAUAUUUACUCUUGUCGACUCACUUGGCGGUACCAGUGUUCUAGAUCAGACUGAGAAUCAGCUGAAUUACCCCGUCUCUCAAUACGACAAUAUCAGGAAGGGCGGCUCCGGGACUUCCUGAGACUCGAACUCGGAC
Molecule: messenger RNA, 1287 nt
Organism: Aspergillus homomorphus CBS 101889
Lineage: Eukaryota; Fungi; Ascomycota; Eurotiomycetes; Eurotiales; Aspergillaceae
Product: glycoside hydrolase family 18 protein
Exons: 7
Coding region: 1-1272 (423 amino acids)
Biological process (GO): chitin catabolic process; carbohydrate metabolic process
Cellular component (GO): extracellular region
Molecular function (GO): chitinase activity; chitin binding
Source: RefSeq, a predicted model, not a curated record